Messenger RNA from Cyanistes caeruleus (blue tit), 333 nucleotides. RefSeq names its product feather keratin B-4-like. NCBI's taxonomy places the organism in Eukaryota, Metazoa, Chordata, Aves, Passeriformes, Paridae. Gene Ontology annotation, molecular function: structural constituent of cytoskeleton. Gene Ontology annotation, cellular component: intermediate filament. The record is from RefSeq and is a predicted model, not a curated record.
AUGUCCUGCUCCGACCUCUGUGUCCCCACGUCCUGCGGCCCCACGCCGCUGGCCAACAGCUGCACCGAGCCCUGUGUCCGGCAGUGCCAGGACUCCACCUACGUGAUCCAACCAUCCCCUGUGGUGGUCACCCUGCCCGGGCCCAUCCUCAGCUCCUUCCCGCAGAACACCGCCGUGGGAUCCUCGGCCUCCGCCGCCGUCGGGGAUGCUCUGAGCGCCGGGGGGGUCCCCAUCAACUCGGGCAGCUCCUCGGGGCUCGGCGCUUUGGGGUACCCCGCUUUGGGGGGGCUUUAUGGCAGGUCCUACCGGCGCCCCAACCGCGGUGGGCCCUGA